This is a messenger RNA of Cynoglossus semilaevis (tongue sole), 3002 nucleotides long. RefSeq names its product high-affinity choline transporter 1-like. NCBI's taxonomy places the organism in Eukaryota, Metazoa, Chordata, Actinopteri, Pleuronectiformes, Cynoglossidae. Gene Ontology annotation, cellular component: synapse; perikaryon; plasma membrane. The record is from RefSeq and is a predicted model, not a curated record. The transcript is spliced from 8 exons. Bases 1 to 1770 code for a protein of 589 amino acids. Gene Ontology annotation, molecular function: choline:sodium symporter activity. Gene Ontology annotation, biological process: synaptic transmission, cholinergic; acetylcholine biosynthetic process; choline transport.
AUGGCCAUCCACGCCGAGGGUCUGGUAGCUAUCGUGGUCUUCUAUCUCCUGAUCCUGUUCGUGGGCAUCUGGGCCGCGUGGAAGAAUAAGAACUCUGGAGUCGGCGAAGGCGGAGAGCGGAGCGAGAGCAUCAUGGUCGGUGGAAGGGACAUCGGGUUGUUCGUGGGUGGAUUCACCAUGACAGCCACCUGGGUGGGUGGGGGCUACAUCAAUGGGACAGCAGAGUACGUCUAUCUGCCGGACUACGGACUGGCCUGGGCGCAGGCACCGUUUGGUUACGCUCUCAGCCUGGUAGUAGGUGGGCUUUUCUUUGCCAAACCCAUGCGAUCGCGUGGAUACGUCACAAUGCUGGACCCCUUUCAGCAGCUGUAUGGAGAGAAGAUGGGGGCUCUGAUCUUCAUCCCAGCACUGAUGGGAGAAAUCUUCUGGUCCGCAGCCAUCCUCUCAGCCCUGGGCGCCACCCUGAGCGUGAUCGUGGACAUAAACAUUAACAUGUCGGUGAUCAUCUCAGCUCUCAUAGCCAUCUUCUACACCCUGGUUGGAGGACUCUACUCUGUGGCCUAUACAGAUGUGGUGCAGCUGUUUUGUAUAUUCAUCGGCCUGUGGAUCAGUGUGCCCUCGGCUCUGUCCAACCCUGCUGUGUCAGACAUCAGCGUCACAGCACACAAAGCCAUCUACCAGACACCCUGGCUGGGGAAGAUCAACCCUGAUGACCGCUGGCUCUGGGCAGACAACUUCUGUUUGCUGAUCUUGGGGGGGAUUCCCUGGCAGGUCUAUUUUCAACGGGUUCUUUCUGCCUCGUCAGCUACCUACGCCCAGGUCCUUUCUUUCCUCGCUGCUUUUGGCUGCUUGGUCAUGGCCGUCCCCUCAGUCCUUAUAGGAGCUAUAGGAGCCUCCACUGACUGGAACCAAACUUCUUAUGGGUCCAUCGCACCGAAGGAUAAGGAACAGUCAGACAUGAUCCUCCCCAUCGUGCUUCAGCACCUCUGCCCGUCCUACGUGUCCUUCUUCGGCCUGGGGGCGGUGUCGGCUGCAGUCAUGUCAUCGGCGGAUUCCUCCAUUCUCUCGGCCAGUUCUAUGUUUGCCAGGAACAUCUAUCAGGUCGCCUGCCGCCCGUUGGCCUCAGACUGGGAGAUCGUGUGGGUGAUGCGCAUCACAAUCUUCAUAUUCGGCGCCCUGGCCACAGCUAUGGCUCUGUUGACCGGGUCAGUGUAUGGCUUGUGGUACCUGAGCUCUGACCUGGUCUACGUCAUCAUUUUCCCCCAACUCCUGAGCGUGCUAUUCGUCAAAGGCACCAACACCUACGGCUCUGUGGCCGGCUACAUCUUUGGUCUCCUGCUGCGCAUCGGUGGAGGUGAGUCGUAUCUCAAACUCCCUCCCUUCAUCUAUUACCCUGGCUGGGUGAUGCAGGAGAGGACACACCCGCUGACCGGCGACAUCGAGUACUUUGUCCAGCAGCGGUUUCCAUUCAAGUCCGUCUCCAUGAUCGCUUCCUUUUUGGCCAACGUUUUCUUUUCUUACCUGGCCAAGUACUUAUUUGAGAGUGGAAUGCUGUCCCACAAGUACGACGUCCUGGACGCUGUGGUGACCAAGCACAGCAAGGAGAUCAUGGACAAGGCCACACUGGUGAAGAACCAUGAUAUCAACCUUUCAGAGAUGGCACCUGUUACCCAGGCCGUGGGGGCUUCUCUGGCUGGAACCUUCACCAACGCUCAGAUCCUCAGCGAUGAUGGAGUUUCCAGCCCGGAGGCCUUUCCAGACGAACACUAGAACCACAGAGGCACAAAGGAAACGAGGCACCGGGGAACACGGAGAAGAAGGAUUCUAAAACAUUCUUCAGGAAGCUUGCUACUGCCGCACUGGAAGCUAAGUCAACAGAAAAUUUGCAGUGGCUUCAAAGUGUUGUUUUUGUGCUGAUUACAAGGUGCCUCCUUCUUUUACUUCUGCCUGGAAACAGGAAGCUGGCUGUGAAUACACUGUGUUGAGUGUAACGUACUCUCUCUUGUGUCGGUGUCCUGACUGUGAAUCCAAAACCUCUACAAUCAUUUUAACGUAUGUGCUGCUACGGUGAUCAGAGGAACUUCAGUAGACGAACAGUUGUCCUACAUGAGGUUCAGCUGGUCCGGGGAACGGUGCAAUAUCUGAGCUAGGAUCUGUGUCCACGUCACGUGUGUAGUGUGGGUGUUGGUGUUUACGUGUAUGUCAGUGCUUCAAAAAAAUGUCUUAUUUUCUUGACUUGAGUUGUAAAGUUGUGUAGAAUAUAUUUAUUAAUAGAGCAAUAAUAUUUUUUAGGACCUAUGUUUCACAGAUAGAUACAUUUUGCUGAUUUUUAACACAGAAAGUGAUAUUCACCAUUUCUGAGACCAACAAUUCACUAUAUUAUUUAGUUGGCAAAAUCCCGGAUAAACCCGUUGAUUCUCAAUUAUUCUAUCACUCAUGAGCAGUGACAUUUACAGCCAAUACAUCAAUUUAGGAGCCUGGGCAGAAACAGUAAAAAGAAGAAAAAGUAUUGAAAUGAAAAUAAAGUUGCAUUGCUUUGCCUCCUUACAAUAGCUCUGAAACCACCUAGGGUCGCCCGCCCCCCAGUUUGAGAACCCCAGCAUUAAGCCAUCUUGCCUCUUCUCUGAUUUCACUCUACAUCUUCAGAUAAGAUGAUACAAAUCAUAAUUGAUGGAAUGGAAUUACAGCAAAGCCUGAGAGUAAGACUGAAUUGUUUUGCGAUUACUGACAAAGGUUAUUUGUCAUAUAUUUAGAAGUGAAUCUCCAAAACUCGAAUAAGUUGGCACAGAGGCAAAAUAAGUUGUGGAUACUGAUGAUAUAUGCUUUCCAUGCCAACAAAACCCUCCCCGCCAUUCAUGUGAAACUCACGGUCCGAUCCCAAAUAACAAUCUCUCUGGAAGAAAUGAACGUCAUCACUUUUGUGCUAAGGCUCACAAGACAAUUGUUUGUCUUUUAAGCACAAUAUUAAGACCUCUUACUGCCAGCAAAUAUGCAAAAAAAAA